UACGCUUUGUGGUACAGUCUAUCAUUUGAUUGAAAAUUUAUUUAUCUGCGAAGAAUCAAUAUUUUUUUAAGUACAAUCAAAAUGGAUUCUUAUGUAAUGCAGAUUCGGCGAGUGUGGCUCAACCAAGACGGGGAAGGAUUGGCGGAUCUCUUGUCUUUGCGACACAAUCAUGUUUUAAUGCCUCAAAUUGGAUCGGAAAGUGCCAUAAACAAAGUCAUGGAGCAUAUAUCUACACCAUUAGACGACUUGGUACUUUGUCACUUAAAAGCUGCAUCUGCUAUGAAAAAGAAUGAUCCAUUGGUUAUAUACAAUUAUCAAAGCUCAGCUGUACAAUAUCUUGCAAAGAUUCUACAAAUGCAAAAGGAAGAAAAUUGGAUGUUGCCAGUAAUGAAUGUAAUGUGUUUGGAACUAAGAUUAUUGGCGAUAGGUGCAGAAAAUUGUAAAAACAAUAAGAACGUAAAGCCGGGUGAAGUUUUAGAGAAAUGUGCAGAAUGUUUGAUGGCCUGUUUUCGAGUUUGUGCAGCUGACAGUAGAAGUUCGGAAGAAGACACAAAACGAUGGGGAAUGCUAGCUUUAAUUAAUCAGUUACUGAAAGUCUAUUUUAGAAUUAAUAAAUUACAUUUGUGCAGACCUUUGAUACGAGCCAUAGAAUCAUCUCCUUACAAAGAUCACUUUGCAUUGGCACAACAAAUUACUUACAAGUUUUUUGUUGGUCGGAAAGCAAUGUUUGACAGCGAUUAUAAGAUUGCCGACGAAUAUCUGACUUAUGCGUUUGAACAUUGUCACAUACAAUGCUCGAAGAAUAAAAGAUUGAUCUUGACUUAUCUUGUACCGGUCAAGAUGUUACUGGGAUAUAUGCCCAAGCAACAUCUCUUAGAGAAAUAUAACUUGAUGGAAUUUUGGGAGCUAAGGGAAUCUGUAAGGAAAGGAGAUUUACGUUCUUUAGAAAGAGUAAUGGCAAAACAUGAAACCUUUUUCAUCGACGCAGGCAUAUAUCUAAUUGUGGAAAAGCUCAAACUAAUCGCUUAUAGAAAUUUAUUUAAGAAAGUAUACUUGGCGUUGAAUACACAUCAAAUAUCAGUGAUGAGCUUGAUCGCGGCGUUACAGAUGUAUGGAAUGGAGGAUAUAGAUAUGGAUGAAACAGAAUGUCUUCUUGCCAAUUUAAUAUAUGAAGGCAAAAUUAAAGGUUACAUAUCUUACCAGCAUAAAAAGUUAGUUAUAUCUAAACAAAAUCCUUUUCCACCAUUAUCUACCAUUAUACCGUAAUUGAUCAUAAUUGUAAUUAUUGUUAUUUUUACAUAAUAAACGUGUUUUUUUCAAUGCAA
Messenger RNA from Cyphomyrmex costatus, 1325 nucleotides. It is a transcript of the gene PCID2, whose product is annotated as PCI domain-containing protein 2. Gene Ontology annotation, cellular component: transcription export complex 2. Lineage: Eukaryota; Metazoa; Arthropoda; Insecta; Hymenoptera; Formicidae. Bases 82 to 1266 code for a protein of 394 amino acids. Gene Ontology annotation, biological process: transcription elongation by RNA polymerase II; post-transcriptional tethering of RNA polymerase II gene DNA at nuclear periphery; poly(A)+ mRNA export from nucleus. The transcript is spliced from 5 exons. The record is from RefSeq and is a predicted model, not a curated record. Gene Ontology annotation, molecular function: double-stranded DNA binding; RNA binding.